AUGCCAUCCUACGCUAAGUUCCUUAAAGAAAUUCUUUCAAAGAAAAGAAGGUUGGAGGAUUAUGAGACUCUUGCUAUUACAAAGGAAUGCAGUGCCAUAUUGCAAAAUAAACUGCCACCCAAGCUUAAGGAUCCAGGAAGAUUCUCAAUACCUUAUCUUAUUGGCAACAUGAAAAUAGACAAGGCACUCUGUGAUUUAAGUGCAAGUUACUCAGUGGGCAUCCUAGAAAACAUCCCCAUCAAGGUGGGAAAGUUCUUCAUCCCUAUUGAUUUUAUUGUCCUGGAAAUGGAAGAGGAUGUCCAAAUUCCUAUCAUCCUGGGAAGACCUUUCUUGGCAACUUCCAGAGCUAUCAUAGACAUUAAGAAUGGGCAGUUAACUCUCAAGGUAGGAGAUGAAGAAGUGGAAUUCAACCUGUUUAGAGCAAUAAAGCAUAAACUUGAACCUGAUGAAUGCUUAAGGGUUGACAUAACUGACAAGCUAGUUGAAGAGGAAUUGCAUGAAACAUAUCCUGAAGAUCCUCUUGAAGCAUGCAUAGUGAACCGUUACACAACAGAUAAUGAAAAACAGAAAUUGCAGCUUAUGCACAAUCUAUAG
This is a messenger RNA of Hevea brasiliensis (rubber tree), 594 nucleotides long. RefSeq lists its product as uncharacterized. NCBI's taxonomy places the organism in Eukaryota, Viridiplantae, Streptophyta, Magnoliopsida, Malpighiales, Euphorbiaceae. The coding region runs from base 1 to 594 and encodes 197 amino acids. The record is from RefSeq and is a predicted model, not a curated record. The transcript has 2 exons.